UACGUUGCUGUGUGCCCGGCCGGCGUGUUUGUGCAGGUGUCUGGUUUUCGCCAUCGCUGUGGGCGUCCUCAUGCUCUGCCGCCGUGGCGGCGGUGGCGGUGGUGACAGCGGUGGUGGCGGCCGCGGCAGUUCCUCCGGCAUGGGCGGUCGGUUCGGCGGCAGGGGCGCGCUGGCGAAGGAAGCGGUUAAGUGUGCCCCAGUCAACGGCGGUGCGGUCCGGAGUGAGGAGCUCGCGGAAGUCGCUGGUGAGUUCAAGGAGGGGUUGAAUCAAUCGAAAGGGUAGGGCCUGUUCCGCGUCGGCGCCUGGCGGCGCGGUGCGUGUAAGGAGGGCCGACAGACCGUGGAGCGUGGUGUGGUAUGCGCUGCCCUUUUGGGUCAGCUCCAGCCCCGCGUCUUUGAUCAGCGAGAGUUGUCGUAGGUUGGUGUAAAAGCGGCACUGCGUGUGGAGUUGAUCUGCGGGCACUCUCUGUGCCACACUGUGUUGCAGGUGGAGCAUGGCGCGGGUGACGGCACCCAGUCUGCCCCCAUCGUUUAAGGCCUGGACGAGGGCCUUGCCUGCGCGGCGGACAUAUAGCUCGCGGAUGCUACCUACCCCCAGGCCAAGGGUGUUAGUGGGCUGGAGGAUAGCGCGGGUGGGGAAGCCGCGUUUCAGGCCGUAGCACAUCUUUGCAGUGCUUGCAAUGAGCGCAUCGAGGCUGGCCACGUCGUGUGUGCUGUACGGCAUGAACGGGAGGCUGUAGGCCACUGCUGGGUGGAUGGUGAAUUGUAUCAUCCGGAGUUUCUGGUCCGGUGUGGCGAGUGAUGUGGCGAUGCGUUGCCCUCGCUUCUUUAUUUUUUCCCGGAUGUACUGCACUUGUGCACUCCAGUCUAGGGUGGGGGUGAUGUGGAUGCCAAGGUAUUUGUAGGAUUCAUGGGGGGGCUUGUAUGGGAUAGCGGUGCCGUCUAUGCGGAUUUGGCCUUCAAGCAUUCUGGCGAGCGCUGCCUGGUGGGGCUUGCUGCGGGGGCCACCGAGGGUGGGAUCGGCGCGGGCGCGGCCGUGGAGUAUGCCUUGUAGUUGGCAUUUGGAGACGUUGACUUUGAGGCCGCCCCAUGCUGCAUAUUUCUCAAUUUUUUCAACUUGGAUUCGUAGGUUUGAGAUUUGGGUUGUGGCGGUGACUAAGUCAUCGGCGAAGGCGCCUGAGCUGAGGUUGUGUUUAUCAUUCUCGGCUUUGGUGAGACAUCCGUAUUGGUAUCCGCGCCCGCCAACAUGAAGCCACCGGAGCAGCGGUUCGAUAAAGAUGAUGAACAGUAGUGGUGACAGGACAUCGCCCUGUACCGUGCCGCGUUGGAUAGGGAUAGGGGGUGUGGUUCCAUGUUCAGUGCGCACGCUGGUGGCUGCCUUGCCGUAUAGGUCCCGUACCACCUCAAUCAGAUCGGUGGGGUAGCCUAGGUCGUGCAUGACAAUGAGCAGUUUGUCGUGGUCUAUCGUGUUGAAUGCGGAGGUAAAAUCAAUGUACAGUAGGAAGAGGUCGCGUCCGGUGAGGCCACGUUGUAGCCGGCGCGGUGCACUGCGCGGAGGCUUUGUAGCCGCUGAAUCCAAGCCAUUUCGAGCGGGUCCGCGAUGGCGGCGAAGGCGGGUGGCUGGCAUAACGCAUGCGUGGGGCAGCACCACGGCUGGCGUGGGGGCGGCGGGCGCGUCAGCGGUGGGUCCAGGCAUGCGCAAUGGUAGGCGGCGUUGCACCCGGGGUAGUCGCAGAGCAGCAUGGUGUUCUCGGGUUGUGGCUGGUGGCAGACGGCGCACGGGAGGUCGGCGUCGGGGGCGGGUGGCGGGGGUGGCGGGGUGCCGGCUGGGAGACCAGCCAGUGCGGCGAUGGUAGGGAGAGGCACGCGCUCCAGGGGGACGACGACCAGGCGGGCGAGUUCCGAGUGCCAGACGGCACGGUGGAACGGCGAGCUGGAAGUGCCGCUUUCGUGCUCCGUGGCUGUGGCGUUGAUGUGCUCGCGUAACCGUGCAAGGGCGGAGUGGACGGUUUGUCCCACGUACACAUCCAUCAUUGCUGCACCCCUGCGCUGACGUCGUCGUUGUCGUUGUCGCUGAUGGCGGGUGGGCAGGAAGAAGGCGGCGUAUAUGACACCGGGGGCUUCGGGGUUACGGGUCAAAGCGGCGUGUUCGCCGGGGGCGAACCGUGCCCGGGCGGCAAGGAUGGCCCGCACCACCGCCGGAGGGGUCGCAGCCGACGUGAGACCCAAAAUACGUGCCCGGUGCUCGCCAUCGCUGCCUUUCCAGUUUGCUGGUAAGGCCGCGGCUCUGAGAGCGAUGACGCGUUCCCCGAUGCCGGCUGCUUCAGUGGCUUCCACGCGACGACGUUUGCGUUUAGCCAUGUUGGGGCCACAAAGCCGUACACGUGUAGGCGCUCAUAAUGCUUGGUGCCGCAGAGUAGUCAAUCGAGUCAACGCAGCCGAGAAAAGUCCAGUAACCGAAGGCAAGAAACGGCUGGCAACAAACUGUAGGCUGAUAACCAUAUGAAGGCUGUAGGCUUAUAAUACCAGAACACAAGCGCGCUACUGGCGGGUACGACGCGUGCAAAUGGAGGCUGCACCCGCAAGCGGGAGGCUCGCCAGUUCCAAUCGCUCGAGGGCGGGACCUCGAGUGGGUCCCUGCCACUGGCCAACAGAUACCGGCGUGAACUUGCCGGGGGCCAGGGGCGAUUAUCCCUGAAACGCCCUGUUAGCGGAGUGCUGUCGAAAUGCGAACGCGAAUGUGCGCGACACGAAGAGAAGUUGUAGUCGCUAGCACGCAUAGAAGGCCGGUUAGCAGGAGGCGGUCACAGCAGACAUGUUACCUCAUCCAGACGGUAAACGCCACGGGCAAUAGAGGAGCGCCGCCGACCCAUCACUGAUAUAACCAGGUUGCGAUGGCUAGGCUGUCGGACGGCUGGCGGGCUGGCGCGGAGCGGAGCUGCGGGGCGCGCGGCAUCCGAAACCAACCUGGAAAACACCAGCGCCACCGUCGUCCAGCAGCACAUGUGAGGGAGGGAGUGAGUGGAAGCGUAAGAAACCGGGAAGGAAGCAGCGGGCCAGACAGGAAGCAAAACAGCACAGCAAGUAACCGCGGGCUGGGCGGCUGGCUGUCGCUGCGGUUGGGGCUGGCGCGGGCUGGAACGGAACUAUGGAGGCGGAGUGGACGGAGCGGAAAGCAAGUAUGUAAAUGGGGAGGAAU
Chlamydomonas reinhardtii is the source of this 3199-nucleotide messenger RNA. RefSeq lists its product as uncharacterized. Bases 71 to 283 code for a protein of 70 amino acids. The record is from RefSeq and is a predicted model, not a curated record. NCBI's taxonomy places the organism in Eukaryota, Viridiplantae, Chlorophyta, Chlorophyceae, Chlamydomonadales, Chlamydomonadaceae. The transcript has 2 exons.